Messenger RNA from Leishmania major strain Friedlin, 429 nucleotides. RefSeq lists its product as hypothetical. The record is from RefSeq and is a predicted model, not a curated record. Lineage: Eukaryota; Euglenozoa; Kinetoplastea; Trypanosomatida; Trypanosomatidae. The transcript has a single exon. Bases 1 to 429 code for a protein of 142 amino acids.
AUGCACGACGAGUCGGAUUUUCGGCAGUGCCUGCUCGAGGCACGUCGGCUGAUGGGCGGCCAGGAACCAGAGAAGCUCACCCGCUAUCAGCAGGGCCAGUUUGCCGACCGUUUAGGCAACUACAUGAGUGGCAUCGCCAGCGAUAAACUGCGCCGUGCACACGCAGAGGAACAGUCGACGAAGCGCUACAUGCAGGACGGCACCCCGACAGGGGAGAAUUACUGGUUCGAGGCGAGCAACACGCUUUCCUCGCCGGCCGUGCCCGGAUUUGUGAAGGACGAUAUUUUGAAGGAUAUGCAGCGCGAGCGCACCGCGAAGAGCCCAGCGUUUGUGCAGCCGGCUGAGGAGGAGCAACUCACGGCCAAUGACGACGACUACGCGGCACACGUCCGACGGCAGCGCCACAAGCUUCUGCGCGACACCGAUUGA